GCAACCAAGGUACAUUCAAUUCCUUGACCGGAAUCGAACCUGGGACCUUUCAGUCCACAGGCCAACGUUCUAUCCACGGAGCCAAACCGGUUUCGGUGAGGUGAUUGCUCCCAAUGUGGCCUCCUGGACUGUGACUUCUAGAGCACAGUGGCCUGGCCGGGCCUGACCAGUGGCAUAAGAAGGAACAUAGGGAGGGACAUUCUUUGCUGUGUCCCCAGGCACCUACCGAGGGAGACAGAAAAGCUGCACCCCACCCUAGGCCGGCAGGAGGCAGCCAGGAGGAUCCCCACUCACUGUGGGAGGAGCAUCCCUCUGGAGACCCCGGGUUUUUAAGCAUCUGGUGCUGACGGUGGAGCUGGCCAUGGGCAGGAGGACAGGCUCUUUUUGGCCCUUGGCCCACCUUCCUUCCUGUGUACGUGCGUGUCUGACUGAUGUGCACGUCCCCGACAUCCGGGCGUCCACCUGUGUUGUGGGCGACGGUGUUUCUGUGUCUCUGCGUGUCCGGGCCUGCUUGGGGUUGCUCACACACUGGGCACCAGGUGUGUCUGUGGCUGUGAAAAUGAAUAGUUUAACCACCAGGGGUGUGUGUGUGUCCGCGUACACGUGCGUUCACGUCACCACGUAUGCAGGAGGGGCCUGUUGGGAUUUCGGUCGCUGGGAGGGGAAAGAGGGGAAAGAGGAGUCAGCUCGGAGCAGAGAGGAGCCGGAGAGGUUGGGAGGGCCGGGAGGCUAUGGGGAGGGAUGGGGUGUUUGCGUCCCCGCAGGGAGGGAUACUCAUGGACAACUUCUCUGGGGGGGUCGCUUAUUAUUUAUCGCUCACAAGAAGAAAAAUAAAGUUGCUUUUGGAACCACACACUUGUCGAGGCUGCUGAGGGCCAGGUGGGGAGUGCCGUCUUCCUCUGCCCCUCUGCCCCUCUCCUGGUCCCCAGGGCAGCGGGACUGUUCUGGAAUGCUCUAGAACCUCUAACUGUUCUGGAACUCUGCGACUUUCAGGCAAAGGACUAGAACCAGGGUCCCAGAGCCUCCCUCUCCCGCAGCCCCCUGGGCCUCAUGUGGACUCUGGCACUAGCGGUGGCUCUGCUGGGGGCUGCCCAGGCCUGUCUCUUCUGCCGCCUCCCAGCGCACGGCCUGUCGGGCCGCCUGGCGUGGCUCUGCAGCCGGAUAGAGGCCCAGUGGAAGGACUGCGAGGCCUCCUGGAACUUCUCCACCUUCGCCCUAGACGAGGUGUCCAUGAACAAAGUCACGGAGAAGACGCACAGGGUCCUGAGGGUCAUGGAGAUCAAAAGCUCCUUCUCCUCGCUCCCUCUCUAUUGGCAAUGGCUUCACAAGACCGGGCUUCCUGAGUACGAGAGGGAAGCUCUGUGCAGCCCCGCCUGCUCGCCGGACCCGCUGUCUCCUGCAGGGGGCAGCACCAUCCUGUACAACUGCUCCACCUGCGCGGGCUUUGAGGUGCUCUGCUGGCCCCUGAAGCGCUGCUUCCCAGGAAGCCACGAUCUCCAGGAAGCCAGGAUUCUGCUCCUCUGUGUCUUUGGGACGGUCCUGCUCCUGGGCGGCCUUAGCCUGGUGGUGGAGUGAGUGCGGGAGGCUGGGGGCGGGAAGCGGCCUCGCUGCCUCUGACCCGCCCAGGGCUCUCCACCACCCUUCCCUCCCAGUUUCCUCCCCUCCCC
Molecule: messenger RNA, 1667 nt
Organism: Pipistrellus kuhlii (Kuhl's pipistrelle)
Lineage: Eukaryota; Metazoa; Chordata; Mammalia; Chiroptera; Vespertilionidae
Gene: TMEM95
Product: transmembrane protein 95
Exons: 6
Coding region: 1051-1575 (174 amino acids)
Biological process (GO): fusion of sperm to egg plasma membrane involved in single fertilization
Cellular component (GO): sperm plasma membrane; acrosomal membrane
Source: RefSeq, a predicted model, not a curated record